UAAGCCUAUCCAAAAAGAUAAGCAGUUUAAUUCACUUUGAGUUUUCAGUUCAGUUGUUCUACGGCUCCAGAAAAAAAGGAAAGAAAAGAAUGGCAUUUCCCCAUCUUCCUUCAUCUCUUGCACUCAAAACUACUUGCCGCUCUGCAUUGACACCAGUACCCAUCACUGUCUCGUCUCGACCAAUCCAAAAUCCUGCUAAAUUCACCAAUUGGGUCCUCGAUUUCCGUUCCAAAUCUUUGAAUUUUGCCUUCUCUGGGGCUCUCGCGCUUGGUCUAUCUCUCCCAGGAGUUGGAGUUGCUGACGCAAAAGUUGGAGUUAACAAGCCAGAACUCCUUCCUAAAGAGUUUACUACUGUUAUAGAUGUAGCUGGGUUCCUUUCUGAUGGCCAGGAGAAACGACUUGCAGAGGAGAUUUCUGAUAUUGAAAAGGAUACCGGAUUCAAAUUAAGAGUUUUAGCUCAGAAUUAUCCUGACACACCUGGAUUGGCGAUUAGAGACUUUUGGCAAGUGGAUGAUAGAACAGUUGUCUUUGUUGCUGACCCCAACUUUGGAAAUAUUUUAAAUUUCAAUGUGGGGGCAUCUGUUGAUCUAGACAUUCCCCGUAGCUUCUGGAGCCGUUUGGCUGGGAAAUAUGGAAACAUGUUUUACUGGAAAGAGAAGGGGGAAGAUGCUUCUAUUGAAGCUGCUGUGAUGGCAAUCUCCAGUUGCUUGAGGGAACCUGUGGGCCCAAAUAAUUGCUCUGAGGUGAAAUGAUACUGACAUGAUACCGGUUCCGGCAUGCCAGAUUCUUUUCUAUUUAUACUCCGCUACUUUUUCCAAGUGCUGUAUAAUUAUAUUUACAGACUAGAGUUAUGUUUGUAAAGCACAUUUAAAUUUCAGUACAAACUACAAAGAAGCAAAAAAUAAAAAAAGAAAAUGGGGAUUUUAUGAAUCAAGUACAGGUCAAUGAAGUCGAUCAUUGCAGCU
This is a messenger RNA of Populus trichocarpa (black cottonwood), 965 nucleotides long. RefSeq names its product thylakoid lumenal 15.0 kDa protein 2, chloroplastic. Bases 90 to 752 code for a protein of 220 amino acids. NCBI's taxonomy places the organism in Eukaryota, Viridiplantae, Streptophyta, Magnoliopsida, Malpighiales, Salicaceae. The record is from RefSeq and is a predicted model, not a curated record. The transcript is spliced from 6 exons.